Messenger RNA from Eupeodes corollae, 922 nucleotides. RefSeq lists its product as uncharacterized. The record is from RefSeq and is a predicted model, not a curated record. Bases 110 to 922 code for a protein of 270 amino acids. The transcript is spliced from 3 exons. NCBI's taxonomy places the organism in Eukaryota, Metazoa, Arthropoda, Insecta, Diptera, Syrphidae.
GUAGUUUUAUUUGGAAAAUCAAAAUCGAUAAAAAUAAUCUAUCUUAAUAAAAAUAAUAUAUACCUCUUAUAUUACCUCUUAACAAUUAAUUAAAAGCUUAAGCUUAACAAUGACCACAAAUCCCAAUGAAAGUUUUCAAAUUCACAAUUAUUCAUUUGCAGCUAUUUAUGCUUUUAUACAGAAAGUCAAAGAGUAUCCAAUGCUCUACAAGGAUCAUACCAAGAACGUCGAUACACAUUGGUCAGAAAUUGUUAGAUCUCUUUUGGAGAAUGGAGCCGAUUGUAUUCUUACUCAUUCGCAGAAACUCUAUUGGGAAAGAAUAUACCGUGGACUAUGGAUGUGGAUGCGUCAUAUCUUCACAAGGGACAUGGUGGCUAGAUACCUCGGGCAAGUUGGUCUAAGUCAAAAUCCGAAAUAUGUUUGGUUGGAAUUUUUAAGUUUCCUCGAACCGUUUGUUCAUCUGAGCGCAAAUUCGUUCAACUGCGAUACUGAUUUGGAUCCUUUUAUUUAUUUACAAGUUUUGUCCUCAGAAGAGACGACUUUAGUUCCAUAUAGUCAAUAUAUGCAAUAUUGGAAACAGUUUGAAGAGACUUUAGAUGCUGAUACAUAUUAUGUAUCAAUUUGCGUUCAAACUAUGGAUUAUUUGCCUUAUGAUGAUUUAAAAUUGGAACUUGAGCUUUUCUUGGAAAAAAUAAGUGAAAUUAAAGACAUUGCAAUGGAUAACAAAGAUGAUGAUGAUGACGAUUAUGAUAAUAACUAUGAUAUACUUCAAGACAAAGUUAUUGAGUUUUCACCAGUUUCAUCAACAACUUCGAGUGAUAUUAUCGAAGAACAAUUAAUAACGUCAUUGAUUGAAGAUACUGAAGAUUAUGAUGAUUUUCUGAGCUUUUUUAUUACGAAUAUUGAAAAGUCUGAUGAAUAA